Molecule: messenger RNA, 4530 nt
Organism: Strongylocentrotus purpuratus (purple sea urchin)
Lineage: Eukaryota; Metazoa; Echinodermata; Echinoidea; Camarodonta; Strongylocentrotidae
Product: rho-related BTB domain-containing protein 1
Exons: 11
Coding region: 694-3036 (780 amino acids)
Biological process (GO): small GTPase-mediated signal transduction
Molecular function (GO): protein binding; GTPase activity; GTP binding
Source: RefSeq, a predicted model, not a curated record
CAAUGAUACAGAGAAAGAGAGAAGGGACUGUCAUGCAAUAUUGAAGAGAGAGCGCAAGAGAGAAAAAGGGUUGAAGUAGGGUGACCUCUCUGUUGUGCAUGCCAACGCACAUGUACACACAUGCACAUCAGGGCUUAGUUAUACCCCGCUAUCAUCAGAGUGCAUUUCUCAUUAGCCUUGCUGCUAGCUACCGGUGAUGCGCGUGUGCAUCCACCCAUGUAUACGUAUGCUCUCUUUUUCCUAUGUGCCUCUGUUUGCUAGCUGUUCGGUCAUACCCUGCGUAACGGCCUUUCUCAUUACUCUCUACGCAUCAGCUGCUAGGGGGAGACUUCAAUAGCAGGAAACCGGUGAAAGGUUCACAGCUGAUAAUCCCUUUCAUGUUUUGUUUUAUUAUACCCAGGAUCCAACAGUGGGCAAUUUUUGUUGUAUCCAGAGCUAGGGAGAUGCAUAUAUUCUAAUUUUAUGCAAUAUCGCCUGCCAUCAACCAUCUUCUGCCCUCGUAUACGCCGGUGUCUCUGUCUGUGUCUCUCCAUCGUGUGUGUAAAAGUCGGCUUUACCCAGAAGCAGUCUGACAAAAGGACAACAUCUCACAUACCCAAAGACUUGGAUAACUACAGUUUAGUGAUAAACCUUCCUCUGCCAUGUCCUAAUUGUUGCAAGGACUGUAUGAGCACUAGCUGACCAGCUACCAAUAUGGACAACGAGCUGCCCCGUCAGGAACUGGUCAAGUGCGUCGUGGUGGGCGACAGCGCAGUGGGCAAGACCAGGCUGAUCGUUGCCAGGGCAACCAACCAGGCAAUGACCAGAUCCCAGCUCUUCCAGACUCACAUUCCCUCUGUCUGGGCCAUCGACCAGUAUCGCAUGUGUCAAGAGGUGCUUGAGAAUUCCUGGGAGACGAUUGAUGGGGUCAGUGUAUCUCUACGUCUCUGGGAUACCUUUGGUGACCAUGAGAAGGACAGACAGUUUGCAUACGGCAGGGCGGACGUGGUGCUGCUCUGCUUCUCCAUCGCGGACGCCAUCUCGCUCAAGAACGUCAAGAAGAAAUGGCUGCCGGAGAUCCGUCACUUCUGCCCCCGGGCGCCCAUCAUCAUGUGCGGAUGCAAGAACGAUCUGCGUUACGCCGACCUAGAGGCCCUUAAGAAAGAGAGGGGGCCAGUGAGCCACCAAUGUUCCCGCCAUCGAGCCUUUGAUCCCGAGGGGAUUCUACCACCGAAGGAAGGCCGCAACAUCGCCAAAGAGUCCAACCUCGUCUACUAUGAGACCAGUUCCUACACUCUCUACGGAGUCCAGGAGGUUUUCGACAACGUGGUGAGGGCGGCGCUCAUCUACAGACGGCAGCAUAGGUUCUGGCAAUCCAAUCUGAAGAAGGUCCAGAAGCCACUCCUGCAAGCACCCUACUUACCAGGCUGCCCUCGAGGGCCUUGUAUCCAUAUCCCAGAGUCCACCUAUGCUACAGAUAUCAGCAUCUUACUCAAGGAACCCGCGUGUGCUGAUGUGAUCUUCACAGCUCAUGGGGAGUCCAUCUGUGCUCACAAGGUUUGCCUACUGGCUGCUUCACCAAUAUUCAGUGAAUUGUUCCUUGAUGAUGAAAAAGAUAUAGAACUGUCCAAACAGUCUUCAUCGUCUGGAAGCAAUUCAAGCAAUGAGAACCAGUCACAAGCCAAAGACAUCCUCCAACAACACCACCACCACACCGCCCAUCAGAGUCCUAGGUCAGAGUCCCCUAUGUGCUGUCACAGCCCCACACCAGACCGGUCCCAGUCACCAGACUGCAACCAUGAGAACAUUUGCCCCUCUCCUCCUUUGGGGCUGCACCCCAACUGUAACACCCUCCUGGCAGAGGACCAGUGUUUAAGCAUCUCGCCCAACGGGAACACGUGCCUGUUCUCCGGCUCGGCUCAGCACAAAAACUGCAGCAAGGCCGCGCCCACCACGAUGGGCUCGUCGUCACCGUUGCACCACCACCACCAACAGACCUCAACACCCACCAGGUUACGCUCAUCCUCCCCCUCCAUCAGGUCAUCACCGCUGCAGCAGAUCAACACGCCCACAGUGCCUGCCAACCUCCAAUGCCUUCCGACAAAGACUCUGAAGCAUCAGGCCUUUAACUCCAUCCACUUACAGCAGGUGACCGACAGCCUGGGCGGUCGGACCACCCAGAGGCACAUUGUUGUCCUGAACCCCAAGAUCACGGCCGAAGCGUUCAGGGCAGUUCUGGAAUUCCUCUACACAGGUUCCUUGGACAUCAAGGUGUACAGUAGCCUUAGCGAUAUCAUCACCGCGGCAUCUUUGUUGGACCUGUCGGACCUGGUGGCCUUUGUGGCCAAUGUAAAGAACCAGGAUGAGUUUCUCAAUGCGGACCUGGUGGACAACUUUCUGCACAGGAGAAAGGAGAGGUUUGCCAAACUCUUUGCCAACCAAGGCCUUCUGUCAGAUUUGGUGAUCAAUGUUGAGGAUGGUCAGGUGAAGAGUCACAAGUGUCUGGUGAUGGUGAGGUGUGAUCCAAUGUUAGCCAUGCUCAGCGGGAACUUCAAGGAGAGUUCAUCAGAGGUAUCGAUGAAGACCUUCAAGAAGGCGACCUUUGAGCUGUUCUUGGAGUAUCUCUACACGGACCAGUGCCACAUGGAGAGCAACUCCGACGCUUUGGCAGUCCUAGAGCUAGCCAACUUUCUAUGCUUGCCCCACCUGGUUGCCCUGUGUGAGAAGAGUGUUGUCCAUGAGCUCCAGUCCAGCAUGGAGACACAAGAUGUCCUUGACGAAGCCGUCGUCAGCGUCCUCCAGAUAGCUAAGCUUCACAAUGCCCACCAGCUCCAUAGCUGGUGCAUCCACUACAUGACCAUACGUUUCAUCGACGUCCAGAAGGGCCGACCAAAGCUCUUCAAGGAACUUGCUCCGGAGUACCGCAAGCAGAUAGAGCGCCAGCGCUGGCCACCCGCUUACUACUUGGACGAGGCGGCUUACUUUGAGAAGUGUUUGGCCGAGCUGAAGAAAGGCAACGACAUCCGGACCAAGAAACACAAGUGGUGUCUACGGUGAUUUCAACAAGCUCCUUGAUGGCUCCUUCCUCUAACCAAAGACUCUUCUUGGUCUCUCCCUCCGUUUGUUGCGGUGCCCUUUAACAUUGUUGCGGUGCCCUUACAUUGUUUUGCCACUCUUUUGAUUAGCAGGUAGCCCCCGUUGUUGUCAUAGAUGGAUGUGGUGCAGACAGGGCUGAAUGUAACCUGAAUGGAACGAGACCGUUACCUGUAGCAAAGACAUUGAUCUGCCUUUGCCGCUCAACGCCCUGGUGCAGGAAAUGGGUAGCUGAUACCCUUGAAAGUCUCAUCACGGCAACUCUGCUGUUAAAUCAGGGCUAAUAAUGAUUAUACAGAACCUCGUAUCUUUAGGACAAGUCCUGUUAACCUUUUAAGACUAAUGCACAAGAUAACCUUAGCUGGCAUCUUAAGGAAAUGCAGUUAAACCAAAACCAGUUUGGAUUGCAUCAGUUAAAAAUUUAAAAAAACAGGUACGAAGUGUUACUUAUACUGAUUAAGUGCUGGUAGUGUAAAAAAUGUGGAAUUUACAAAUAUCAUCUUCAAUCUUCGUAAUGCUAAAGGAUGUAAUUUUUGCCCAAACCAAAAGGAUAUUUGAAUAAGAAUUGAAUGAAAUUUUAAAAUCUCGCCCCAUUCAGGGAAAAAAAUGAUAAAAAUUACCAAAUGUAUUAUUCACCUAGGUUAUGAAGGUUUCAGAUUUCAUUGAAGACCUUGUACAUAUAUACAUGUAUGUAAAGGGCGUAAUUUUGAGUGUGUCCAUGCACUCAUACUUCUGAAAUGCAAGAAUUUGUGUCUUCUUAAAAUACAAGUUGAAGUUAAAUACACUGUAAGUGAUGGUGCUAGAGACUCGUAAGCUAGAGAAAGAUCUCUAUCGAUAUGUAAAAAUGCUAUUUGAUUAACAAAUAUAUAUUAUUUGCUGAAAUGAAUGUAUAAAGUAUUGAAUUGUCUGUGAGUUCACUCACUGUGACACAAGAAAAUGUAUGUAUAUACAAAGUAAUGUAUAACUGUAUCAUCGGAAAUGCUUGUAUUGAAUGUGCUUCUAAGCCAGCAAGGAAUUGUGCAUGUGCAGUAAAUAAUAAUGCUUAAUUUGGUGGCAAAAAUCAAUUCACUCUAUCACUUCUCACGUGAAGAAUGACACAUUUAGUUUUUAUUUGAUUAAUUUUGUUUAGAAUUUGGAUACAUAAAGACAGGCAUUAUGUAGAUCAAUGUUAUAGCUAUAUUGAAAGUAGAGUGGAUGCGUGCAAGGACCGAUGAUCACAUGUUGCCAAGGAGUCAAGUCAAGGUAACCUGCAGAAAAAAUCAACAACAAAAACAGAAGAACAUGGAGAAUUGAAAUCAAAAGUUGCAUCAAGGGUUGUCGUUAAAGAUGUUGUAAUCUUUGUAGGCUUCAAUGGUGAUGAUAGAUUUGAGCAAGGUACAUGUAUGUGGUUACAAAACAUAUUCUUUCAACAGAAUAGAAUGUCCAAAGAAUAACCGCACAUCUUGCUCCCUCCCCCCC